Molecule: messenger RNA, 3661 nt
Organism: Gopherus evgoodei (Goodes thornscrub tortoise)
Lineage: Eukaryota; Metazoa; Chordata; Testudines; Testudinidae
Product: extensin-like
Exons: 2
Coding region: 1085-2068 (327 amino acids)
Source: RefSeq, a predicted model, not a curated record
GCGGCCGUUGGAAUUGGCGCCAAGCGCUGUCAGUUACAACGUUCUAAAGAGGGAGCGGCUGAGGAAGCGCGCGCGGAUCCUGAUUGGGCCCCGGCUGCCCCUCUGCUCGCCCGUUGGUCCAGCGGCCCAUCGAUCACUUCCUAAAGGGGGCGGGCAGCGGCCUCAGGCUACGAAGGUUUGAAAUUUAACGGUUUUAACGGUUUUUCCCUUUAAUCGUCACCACAACCGCUCCUUCCAGCGGCCUCUCACGGCGCAGGCGGGGCCACCUCCUUAGCCACAGCACCGCCCUGUGGCUCCUCCUCAGUCACCAACCCGGGCGUGGGUAUUGCCACACCCACUCUGGCCGAGGGCUGCCCUAGGCCCCCCGAACAUGGCCGCCAAGGCCGCCCUGGGCCCCCCAACAUGACCGCCUCAUCAUGCCAACGCUGCCCCAGCUCCCCCCAACAUGGCCGCCCCAGGCCUCUAACACUGUCCCCCCAACACGACCGCCAAGGCCAUCUUGGGCCCCCCAACAUGUCCGCCCCAGGCCCCUAACAUUCUCCCCCCAACAUGGCCUCCCCAGGCCCCUAACACUGUCCCCCCAACACGACCGCCAAGGCCAUCGAGGGCCCCCCAACAUGGCUGCCCCAGGCCCCUAACAUUGUCCCCCCAACAUGGCUGCCCCAGGCCCCUAACAUUGUCCCCCCAACGUGGCCGCCCCAUCACGCCAACGCUGCCCCAGCUCCCCCCAACAUGGCCGCCCCAGGCCCCUAACAUUGGCCCCCCAACAUGGCCGCCCCAUCACGCCAACGCUGCCCCAGCUCCCCCCAACAUGGCCUCCCCAGGCCCCUAACACUGUCCCCCCAACAUGGCCGCCUCAUCACGCCAACGCUGCCCCAGCACCCCCCAACAUGGCCUCCCCAGGCCCCUAACACUGUCCCCCCAACCUGGCCGCCUCAUCACGCCAACGCUGCCCCAGCACCCCCCAACAUGGCCGCCCCAGGCCCCUAACACUGUCCCCCCAACACGACCGCCCCAUCACGCCAACGCUGCCCCAGCUCCCCCCAACAUGGCCGCCCCAGGCCCCUAACACUGUCCCCCCAACAUGACCGCCUCAUCACGCCAACGCUGCCCCAGCACCCCCCAACAUGGCCUCCCCAGGCCCCUAACACUGUCCCCCCAACAUGGCCGCCAAGGCCAUCCUGGGCCCCCCAACACGACCGCCCCAUCACGCCAACGCUGCCCCGACACCCCCCAACAUGGCCUCCCCAGGCCCCUAACACUGUCCCCCCACCAUGGCCGCCCCAUCACACCAACGCUGCCCGGCAUUCCCCAACAUGGCCUCCCCAGGCCCCUAACACUGUCCCCUCAACAUGGCCGCCCCAUCACGCCAACGCUGCCCCAGCUCCCCCCAGCAUGGCCUCCCCAGGCCCCUAACACUGUCCCCCCAACACGACCGCCAAGGCCUAGCUGGGCCCCCCAACAUGGCCGCCCCAGGCCCCUAACAUUGUCCCCCCAACAUGGCCGCCCCAUCACGCCAACGCUGCCCCGGCACUCCCCAACAUGGCCGCCCCAGGCCCCUAACAUUGUCCCCCCAACAUGGCCGCCCCAGGCCCCUAACAUUGUCCCCCCAACAUGGCCGCCUCAUCACGCCAACGCUGCCCCGGCACCCCCCCAACAUGGCCUCCCCAGGCCCCUAACAUUGUCCCCCCAACAGGGCCGCCCCAUCACGCCAACGCUGCCCCGGCGCCCCCCCCCAACAUGGCCGCCCCAGGCCCCUAACAUUGUCCCCCCAACAUGGCCGCCCCAUCACGCCAACGCUGCCCCGGCACCCCCCCAACAUGGCCGCCCCAGGCCCCUAACAUUGUCCCCCCAACAUGGCUGCCCCAUCACGCCAACGCUGCCCCGGCACUCCCCAACAUGGCCUCCCCAGGCCCCUAACACUGUCCCCCCAACAUGGCCGCCUCAUCACGCCAACGCUGCCCCAGCACCCCCCCAACAUGGCCUCCCCAGGCCCCUAACAUUGUCCCCCCAACAUGGCCGCCAAGGCCAUCCUGGGCCCCCCAACAUGGCCGCCCCAGCCCCCUAACAUUGUCCCCCCAACAUGGCUGCCCCAUCAUGCCAACACUGCCCCAGCGCCCCCCCAACAUGGCCACGUCAUCACACCAACGGUGCGCCAGCGUCCCCCCAACAUGUCUGCACCAGGCCCCUAACAUUGUCCCCUCAACAUGGCCGCCAAGGCCGCCCUUGGCCACCCAACAUGGCCGCCCCAUCACGCCAACGCUGCCCCAACGCCCCCCCAACAUGACUGCCCCAGGCCCCUAACAUUGUCCCCCCAACAUGGCCGCCAAGGCCGCCCUUGGCCCCCCAACAUGGCCACCCCAUCACACCAACGCUGCCCCAGCAGCCCCCCCAACAUGGCCGCCCCAGGCCCUUAACAUUGUCCCCCCAACAUGGCCGCCCCAUCAUGCCAACGCUGCCCCAGCACCCCCCCCAACAUGGCUGCCCCAGGCCCCUAACUUUGUCCCGCCAACAUGGCCGCCCCAUAACGCCAAUGCUGCCCCAGCGCCCCCCAACAUGUCCGCCCCGGGCCCCUAACAUUGUCCCCCCAACAUGGCCGCCCCAUCACGCCAACGCUGCCCCAGCGUCCCCCCAACCUGGCCACCCCAGGCCCCUAACAUUGUCCCCCCAACAUGGCCGCCCCAUCACGCCAACGCUGCCCCAGCACCUCCCAACAUGGCCGCCCCAGGCCCCUAACAUUGUCCCCCCAACAUGGCCGCCCCAUCACGCCAACGCUGCCCCAGCACCUCCCAACAUGGCCGCCCCAGGCCCCUAACAUUGUCCCCCCAACAUGGCCGCCCCAUCAUGCCAACGCUGCCCCAGCACCCCCCCCAACAUGGCUGCCCCAGGCCCCUAACUUUGUCCCGCCAACAUGGCCGCCCCAUCACGCCAAUGCUGCCCCAGCGCCCCCCAACAUGUCCGCCCCGGGCCCCUAACAUUGUCCCCCCAACAUGGCCGCCCCAUCACGCCAAUGCUGCCCCAGCGCCCCCCAACAUGUCCGUCCCGGGCCCCUAACAUUGUCCCCCCAACAUGGCCGCCCCAUCACGCCAAUGCUCCCCAGCGCCUCCCCAACAUGGCUGCCCCAGGCCCCUAACAUCGUCCCCCCAACAUGGCCACCAAGGCUGCCCUGGGCCCCCCAACAUGGCCGCCCCAUCACGCCAUCGCUGCUCCAGCACCCCCCCAACAUGGCUGUCCCAUCAUGUCCAGGCCGCCCCACCUCCUCCCAACAUGGCGACCCCUGCCGCAGCUCCCCCCAACAUGGCUGCCAAGGCCAUCCUGGGCCCCCCAACGUGGCUGCCCAAUCAUGCCAAGGCCCCCCUGGGCCAUGCAACAUGGCCGUCCUGUUACACCACGGCCGCCCCAGGCCAUCUAACAUGGCCACCCCAUCAUGGCAAGGCAGUGCCCGGCCCCCCAACAUAGCUGCAGUCACAUCACGGCUGCUCUCCCACAACCACUCCCCCUAGCCACGGCCAUCCACUCAAUCCACCAUGUCCCCUCCUCCCCAGCACUCUGCAAGUCCCCAUGACUCUAGGGCAGGGGCGGCAGCCUAUGGCACGGGUGCUGAAGGCGGCACAUGAGCUGAUUUUCAGUGGCACUGACACUGCCCGGGUCCUGGCAACCC